AUUUUUAAAAAUAUCUUAAAAAUUACGCAAUAAAUAAAUUAAUUACUUUAUAAUAAACUUUUGGCCUUCAAUAGAGUGAAUUUGCGAAAACAAAUGAGAAAUAGCAAAAAUUACUCUGAGUCAUACAUCAGAAGGGAUACUCCUAGUUUUUAAUAAGAAGAAUACCCUAAGCAUGUUUAAUUUGUUGGGGAACAUAAACCUGCUAAGGAGAAAAGCCCUUCCUAAAGCAGAGGUAGGUAAUAGGCAAAAUUAGCUGAUUUAUGCUCUGAAGAUAAACAUAAAAUAGGUUAAAUUCUACAGAAAUUAACAUAGGAAUCAGAAGAAAAGAAACUUUUAUACCAAUAGCUUGUAUAAACAUAGUAAAUCUAUGAAGAAAAGAUAGAUAAAAUUAGGAAGAACUCUUAAGAUAUUUAUUAGGAUACAAGAAAUCUUAGAAAAGAAUACAAUGAAUAAAUAAAAUAAUUAGAAGAAUCCACAAACUUACUCAAAAGUCGAAGCCUAAAAAUGAGCAGAAAUUAUACUAAAGCAGAUGAAAAAAAUUAUGAGAGUGAUUAAAUAAAAAAAACUAUUGAAUUGAUCCACUAAAUAAAGCAAUAAAAUCCUGAAUAAAAUAAGAUUUAAUAACAAUUUUUAAGGGAAAACGAUGAAUUACUUUUACAGUCAUAACCCAACUCUCUUUACAAAUAAAUUCUAACAGAAGAAAGCGAAUAUAAAGGAAAUGAUGUCUUAAAAUUAUCAGAUAUUAAGUCUAGUGGUAAAUUUUAGGAAGGCUAGUUAUUGAAAUAUUCUUAGAAUUACAAUACUUAUCGUAAUCAUCGCCCUUAAACCAUUUAAGAAGAUAAAGGAUAUAAUACUACUAGCAGAUACAAAAACCACUCAGUUCAUAUGUAAACAAGCAGUGAAAAUGUUGUGAAUAAAAUGAAUGAUCUUUUAUAUAAUAACUAAGUAUCUAUAUCUACUGGGAGAUACAGAAAUCAAUCUGCUCAUUAAAGUUCGUAGCAGAAUGAGUCCUAAAAUUUAAUAGUUUCAAACUCAGAAAAUGGUUUGAAGGAAUCAAAAAUUUCAAUCAAAAAAAAGGAAAUAAACUCACUUAAAGAAGAAAUUGAUUAUUUAGCUUAGAGUUUAAAAGGAAUGGGAAAAAGAUAAAGAAAGGGACUUAAUAAAGAUGGGGAAACUCCUUAUAAAAAUAAAUAGAGCACUUAAGAAGAUUCGAAAUUUGUUUCUCCAAAUUUCAAACCUUUGAUAAAUAAUAAUCUAAAAGGUGAUUCAAACAUAGAAAAGGGUAAUCAAACUUAAGAUGGAUAGCUAAAUUCAAAAUAACUAAUUACAGUUUAAAGUGUAGAUUAAGAGUAAGAAACAUUUUACUGUGAAAAAGAGGAUAAUAAAAAAAAUUAAUAGGAGGAUUUUAAAUUUAAUAAAAUUAAUAACAUUCUGUUUUAAGAGAGUCAAAAGAACAAUAAAAAAUAGCCAAAUAAUAAUAGUAGAAGUUUUUCUAAUAAGCUAUCAAAUUAGAAGUAGGAUAAUGUUAUUGAAGAAGCUAAGCAUGAUAUUUUAAAAUCAAGAAAACUAUUAGAUUAAAUGAAAUAAAGCUAACUUUAGUCUGAAGAAUAUGAUUAUGAAUAAUUUGAUGUUGAAGAUAGUGAGCUAAAACUGAGUAAUCUAAGAUUAAAUAAUAGCUUUCAAAGUACUUAUAGAAAUCCAAUUAUCACUUGCUCAAGCUCUUAAUAAAAAGACAGUGAAAAUAUUUUUCCUAAGAGUGCUAGUCAUACCUUACCAACUAUGCCAAAAUAAAAUAUAGAUUCUGUAAAAAAUAUAGUUGACUAUCUUUCACCUCAAGAAAUGAUAAAGCUGAAGUAGUAAAUAGAUAUGAAAUUAUCUAGCGUUGCAGGAUCUGAUUAACUUUCAAAGGAUUCUAAAAAUAAUUACCAUCAUUAAAAAGACUCAAAUGAAGGAAGAAAAAAAUCUCCUAGUCCUUUCAGCAGUAAGAUCAAGUAAUUCAUGCAAAUUAAAGAAAGAAUUAUUGGAGAAAAUAAAAGUAUAAAGAAUACACAACAGCAGUAGAUUAAUGAAUCAAAAAACAUGUAAAAUGAAUAAAAUAUAGAAAAUCAAAAUGUAAAAAAAUAGCUUUAUGAUGAGUUUAAAUCAGUUUAAUCAGAUGAUAAAAAGUAGCUUUUAGAAAUCUAGAAAGUAUAUUAAAAUCAUCAAGAAAAGGCUCUUAAAUUGAAUCAUUUUGAAGAAAAUCCUCAUUUUUUUAAUGACAGCUAUACUCAAAAGUAAAAUUAAGCUAAAUUCUAUUCGAACAGUACUUAGAUAAAAAGUUAAAACUUUAAUUAAUAAUCUAAUGUAUUUGAAAGUUAAUCUACAAAUUUAACACAUAAUAUUGUAAGCUAAAAUAAUUCUAGAAUAUAUCAAUAAUAUACUUAGUAGAAUGCAUUUUCCAAGAAUCAUUCACUCCAGCAACUCUGUUAAGGAGAUAAAUAUGAAGGUUAAUUUGAAUAAAACUAAGAAAAUGGAAAAAAUUAGUAAAUUUUAAGGAAUAUUUAAUCUAGUUCAUAAUCUAAUCAAGUAAACAAUAAUUAUUUAAAUUAUGAAAAUGAAAGUAAAAAUUGCUUUGAUACCUUUUGCAUGAAUGAAUCUUUUAAUAAUAAGUCUUUCUAAAAUAACUAUUAGCAAAAUGAUGACAUUUUAGAACAUUACCACUACUAAUAAAAAUAAAAAUAAUAAAAAAUAUACCAGUCUAGCUCUAAUACAUAAAAUUAACCAAUAAAUUAAGUAUAUCAACCAUAUGUAUAAUAAGCUUCUUAUUAAGUAAAUGAAGAGAAUGACAGAAAAACUUUAAAAGAUUAAUUUAUUUAAGUUAAUAAAAAUAAUACUAACUUUCUUUUCCAGUAAAAUGAGUCAACCUUACCAAAAGGAUAUUAAAAGGCAUAAAGUUCGAGAGAUUUUGUACAUAUUAAUAUGAAAGAAAAUUAAUAAAAUUAUAGUAAUAUUUAAUAAUAACCAGCUGGUAAAAAAGUAAAAUGUGAUGAAUAUGAGUAUGAAAUCUUGGACUUGCUUAAUAAAUAGGAUAGCAGCUCAAAAAAAUAAGAAAUAGUUAAUGAAAUAAAAACCUUCAAAAAACCUAAAUCACUUGAAAGAUAAGCUCUACACAACUAGUUUAUGUAAAAUUUUUUAUUAAGUAAUGACUCUAAAAUUGAAACAUAAGAAUUGCUUUAAAGAUAUAAUAAACUAGUCGGGUAGAUUAGUGAGAAGCUAAAAGAAAAAGAAAUAGAAAAAAAAUAGCAGUAAAUAAAAAAUAAAAAAACUAUUUAAAAUAAAAGUGUAUUCAAAAUUUGA
This is a messenger RNA of Tetrahymena thermophila SB210, 3336 nucleotides long. Its product is annotated as NUDIX family hydrolase. The record is from RefSeq and is a predicted model, not a curated record. Lineage: Eukaryota; Ciliophora; Oligohymenophorea; Hymenostomatida; Tetrahymenidae. The transcript has 5 exons.